AAAAACCUCAAUGACAUUCGAACGGAUAUAUUGACACUGGAUUUCGAAAUCUCUUCGUUUCUAGUGUGGGUUUUAUUGUCUUUGCAUAUGAUUGUGUUGAAUUGAAUAAAAUUAUUGAUUGAUUAAAACUAAUUAUUGAAGAUGUCAGCUUCUAUUGUGCUUGAUCAAUCUGUGACUGUGAUUGUCUUCAGAUCAAAUCUGCCCUUGUUCUUGGAGGUGCAAGGCUGAUUCUAGAGCAUAGAGAAUGCCAGACCUAGCCAGGAAUCGAACCAGAGAUUUUGGAUUGCUUGUAAGGACGCGUCAUACUUUGAGUACAAUACAGAAAAAGGAACUGCAGUUAUGAAAAUGAUGUUAUUCGCCGUUCUGGCGCUCUAUCCUAUGAUGGUGUUCGGAAGAGUGCCUCACCCUCAUAGUAGGAAAGUUCUUCACGAAGAAUUGAACGAAAUCCCUCCCCCGGAGAAAUACGACGGUGACGUACUCUCGGAUAGCAGUAAAGACUUUCAGGUGCAGAUGAAAGAUUGGGUCAAAGUGUCACUAAAUACACCGAAGAUAUUGGCUGUCCAGGUUGGAGAUCGGAUAGAGAUCGAGUGUGAAGCUCUGGGUGGACCUAAACCUACUCUGGCCUGGAAUAAGGGACUUCAUCCCAGACCUAUCGCGUACGAGGAGACAAACAACGUGAACGGCAUGAGCCUUGGGCGCAUCAUUUCACGCCUCCGCUUCGACUGCAUCCAGCCUGAGGACGAGGGCAUGUACUCCUGUUCGGCCGCCUCGGGCACCGAGUUCGCCACCUCCCAUCACACCAUGAUAUUUGUGCACAACAAAAAUGGCAGCCACUCUCCGAGCGGCGGCAAAAACUGCAAGAGUUUGAUGGAGGGAGGAGCGCGCUCGCUACGGCCGCACAUCGACCAGUGGACUCCCAUCCUGAUGGAGGUGAUUGGCAACGACAUCACGCUGCAGUGCAUCAUUUCGGGCAACCCUGUACCCGACCUCUUCUGGCUAGACAAGGACGAGAAGCUAAUAGAGAACGGAGCCGACUCUAGGUUCAAGAUUUUGGAAGGCGGCGAUUUGCUCAUACGAAAACUGCGCUGGAGUGAUAUGGGCAGCUAUACAUGCAUCGCUCAGAAUUCAGCCGGACAGGCUAAAGAGACAUCGUUUGUCUACCCCAUGAGCGAAUGAAAAUGGAAUCAAGUCAUAACAUACUGAAGUCUAAAGGCAAGAAGACUUAAUAGGAAAAAUGAUAAUAUCUAGUCAAAUUAUUAUUUUUAAGUUGACCACUAAGUGAUGUUAAGGCAAGUAUUCCAAAAACUAAAAAUAUUUUCAUUGUAUUUUAAUGGAAAAUAAACAAUUUGAACUUAUAUUUUCUAAUUAUCUAUCACUAUGUGAUAAUAAUUAUUCAUUAAUGAAACUUUAAGCAGCUAAUCGCCAAUUCUAAACAAGUACAAAUGUGUAAUUUAACAUUGAACUGAUUAAGAACGUAAUGUUUAAUUAAUCUAUUGAUGUUAAAACUAUUUAAUUAAUGGAGAAGUUUAGAGGAUUAUAGGAGAUGAUGAUUAUACUGUAUCAGUAACUCUAGUUUUAGUUCUAUUUAUGUUCCACUUAUGGUUAAGCAAAUAAUUUAAGUCUUUUUUAUUUUUAUGUUCAAUUUAGAUAAUUUUUUCAUUGUGAUGUACUGCUAUUGUAAAAUUAUUUAUAGUGAACAAGUUAUGAAGUCUGACGCCAAUAAAUGUGAGAGAACAAAUUUGAA
Molecule: messenger RNA, 1744 nt
Organism: Nilaparvata lugens (brown planthopper)
Lineage: Eukaryota; Metazoa; Arthropoda; Insecta; Hemiptera; Delphacidae
Product: zwei Ig domain protein zig-2
Exons: 7
Coding region: 340-1176 (278 amino acids)
Biological process (GO): dendrite self-avoidance; axon guidance; homophilic cell-cell adhesion
Cellular component (GO): plasma membrane; axon
Molecular function (GO): cell-cell adhesion mediator activity
Source: RefSeq, a predicted model, not a curated record